ACACAUCUCGAAGAACAACAGUUACAGAGUUGCUGCAGCUCAGAAAGAGCCCCACUUAGUCUGCUUUUUGAUUUUGGUACCUCCCCUUCAUUGGCAAUUGGUUGGUCUACUGCCUGGCAACUACAACGGCUGGAUCCCACCCACCUCGCUUCCAGUUCUGGGAAGGAGAUCCCUCAGAUUGUGCCAAGUAGCAUAAUCCCCAGGAAUAAACAAAGAAAGAAACAAAGAAAAACAGAAAUAGCCCAGAGGAAAGAACACAGCCUUCAUGCUGGGGAAGAAGAGAAAGAUGGCAAAGCCUUUCAUCCAACAUAUGAAGAAAAACUUAAACUUGUGGCACUACACAAACAGGUUCUGUUGGGACCAUACAAUCCGGACACCUGCCCUGAAGUUGGAUUCUUUGAUGUGCUGGGGAACGAUAGAAGGAAAGAAUGGGCGACCCUUGGAAACAUGUCAAAACAGGAAGCCAUGGCAGAAUUUGUAAAGCUCCUUAAUAGGUGUUGUCAUCUCUUUUCAACAUAUGUCACCUCCCAUAAAAUAGAGAGAGAAGAACAAGAAAAGAAAAGGAGGGAAGAGGAGGAACAGAGGCGUCGUGAAGAGGAAGAGCGAGAGCGUUUACAAAAGGAAGAAGAGAGACGUAGGCGAGAGGAGGAAGAGAGACGGAGACAGGAAGAAGAGGAGAGGAGGCGAAUAGAGGAAGAGAGGCUCCGGAUGGAACAGCAAAAGCAACAAAUAAUGGCAGCAUUGAACUCGCAGACUGCUGUUCAGUUCCAGCAAUAUGCAGCCCAGCAAUAUCCGGGCAACUAUGAACAGCAGCAGAUCCUGAUUCGUCAGCUACAAGAACAGCACUAUCAACAGUACAUGCAGCAGUUAUAUCAAGUCCAGCUGGCACAGCAACAGGCAGCAUUACAAAAUCAGCAGGAGACAGCAGUGGCAGCUGGGGCUUCUAUGACUGCUAUGUCAAAGGUGAAUGCAGCUGCCCCAGGAGAGAGUCCCCCAUCUAUUAAUGGACAGGCCAGCGCUCAAACAGACAGCCCUGAAAAACAGCUGGAGCCAGAUGCUCUGGAUGAAGCAUUUGAGAAUGGACCAAAAGAAUCUGUUCCUGUGAUAGCGGCUCCAUCCAUGUGGACACGACCCCAGAUAAAAGACUUCAAAGAGAAGAUCCGACAAGAUGCAGACUCUGUGAUCACAGUAGGCAGAGGAGAAGUGGUUACAGUCAGAGUACCAACUCACGAAGAAGGGUCGUAUCUCUUCUGGGAGUUUGCUACAGACAAUUAUGACAUUGGUUUUGGGGUAUAUUUUGAAUGGACAGACUCGCCUAACACUGCAGUCAGUGUGCAUGUCAGUGAAUCCAGUGAUGAAGAGGAUGAAGAUGAAGAAAACAGUGAAGAGAAAGCCAAAAAGAAUGCCAACAAGCCUCAGCUAGAUGAAAUAGUGCCUGUAUACAGACGAGACUGUCAUGAAGAAGUGUAUGCUGGCAGCCACCAGUACCCAGGGAGAGGAGUUUAUCUCCUUAAAUUUGACAACUCCUACUCAUUAUGGAGAUCAAAAACAGUUUACUACAGAGUCUAUUACACUAGAUAAAGCUGUUGCAGUGGCGGAGGCUGGGGCUGUGCAGAAGACAUCAUUUUAUUUGGAAUUUUCUUCAAAUGUAAUGGAUCUUUUGAGUUUGUAUUUUACCCUGUCUGGUGUAUCUAUACGGUUUGUAUGUGAACUUUAACAUUAGAUGCUGGGAUUUUUCUGCUGAACAAUUGUAAAGAAGAUUACUUUGGGGCUUAGUACAGCAUCUCCCAGCGCUUACUGGCAGCAAGAGGUUAGCCAAUGAAAUCACUGACUGUCAGACUAAAGUCACACUAACUGCAUAUGCAAAAAACCUCCAAGCUGUUACUUACACAUACAAGCACAUAGUGUUUGAACAGUUGGUGGGGUGUUGGCUGGUCUGUGUGCUUUGGGAAUGGAAUGGUAACUUGUUAAUUGUUGUUAGGGGAAGUCUCAUCCUUAAUGGACAGAAUUGGACACAAUUUGCAAUGUAGCAAGUCUCUCAACUGUAUUAAUGUCAGAUUUUUACACUAUUAAAACUUGAAACAAGUUGUGUCUCCUGUUGUCAUGCAAAAUGUGACCUAUUUGAUCUCUUAAAACAGUGUAGUGUAUAAAAGAAGGGUAUUUGUUUUCAGUGGGGCUGCAGAGUCCAGAUCAGGACAACUGUAAAGACAAAGGUCCUUCUCUGACUUCAAAAUUGGAAGCUUUAACUCGGAUAGCAAUUGAAAAUAUACAUAACUAGUGACACAACAGAAUCUUAGUCCCCCUCCACCUGCUGCAAGUCAUGGUGGGAUUCUGAUACUGAACCAGGGGAUGACUGUUCUUGUCUUGUUUGCUGAUUUGGCUGUACGGGUAGACUUCAAAGUGAAACCAGUUUUCUGCACAACUCUCAGUUCCUGCUUUGUGUGUUUUGUAAACCUAAAUUUGCACUUAGUGCAUUUAAAUGAUUAUCUGAAUCAUUUUGGUGAAGCAUAGGAAUUAAUGUUGCACUAAUAUUAUGGAAAUCACUGCCAGGGACAACCCAUUUUAGUUUAAUCUGGGGGUACUUGGGUGCAAACCUUCCAUGCUUUAAUUCUAGUCUGUAAUUAUGUUUUCCAAGGAAAAGCAGAAUGUCACUGCAGAUCCUUAAUAUUUUAGCUUUAAUCUCCAUGCCAUAUUUCAUAAUACUGUUGAAGCAUUUGCAUAGUUCUUACUCUAAAAAUAAAUACAGAUGGUUAUCUGGUGCACAUCUGCAGUAACAGUGCACUUUUCUGUGGGGCUCUGUUUUUUGAAAGGAUGAGAGGGUUCAGGCACAUUGUAAAGAUGAACUGCUCUUUCUGAAGGAGUAAUGCACUUGAUUAGUGUUGCAUCAUUCUCAAAUCAAUUAUUGCAGUAGGAUUUCCAUCGAUUAGUUGCAGCUUAUACAGUUCCAUAAAAAUAGGGAUGUUGGAGUUUGUGGGGU
Pelodiscus sinensis (Chinese soft-shelled turtle) is the source of this 2977-nucleotide messenger RNA. Lineage: Eukaryota; Metazoa; Chordata; Testudines; Trionychidae. The record is from RefSeq and is a predicted model, not a curated record.